CGGGACAUGCAAGUUUGCAAGUCGGCUCACAAAACUCGCGCCCUCUCAAAGAACCGUUUUGCAGGGAAAAGAGAGGUGUGUAGCUUUCCGGAGGUACCGCGGAUCAUGUCUGCAGACACAAAGGGUCCGAUUUUGGCUUCUCUCCGUCGAGCGCAGAAAACAGAAGGCACUUCCCCCCAAGACACACGACUCGGCUUUCCUCAGUCCGCAAAAGUUCGUUUUUUGCCCUUCCCUUUUUCUCCCCUUGUGCGUGUGGUCUUCAGCCGUUCCAGCCUCUUCUUUCGCGGCCCUUCUUCUUGUCUUCUCUGUCCCGGCAUUUUCUCGUCUUUUCGGGGAAAAGAGCCGUCGAAAAAUUCGUUGUCUGCUGCAAGUAAUCUCUGGUCGCGGAAAAGGCAUGCCUCCGACGUCCUUAAAGGUCGAUUUGUGUGUUUUUUCCAAUGCGGAUCAUACCUUUCUGUCGGACCCGGUGUUCUCGUUUCCGUGAAACAGCCAGUUCUCGUCUCGAAGUCGCUGUUCGCUCUCGCUAAGCAACACUGUCUUUCUCCUCCUCGUUCUCACGCGUUUGUCUCCGGCUCGAACCACAAAAACGUUUUCAGGGACGCCAGCACAGCGAACUGUCUGGACAGGAUUUCCUUCCUUUUCUCGUGUUUUGCCGCAUCUCGACUCCUCCCGCUGACCCGGUCUCUUGUUUCUUUUCCCCUCUCUUUUAGCAUGCACGCAGCCUUGUCUUUCCACUUUCGUUAAACUAACAGAACGUGUGUGUCACUUUUUUAGCGACGAAACUGGAGACCUCACCUCUCCCUCAACGUCCACUUCUCUCUGAAGCGCGACGAAUCCAGUACCUCCUUUGCCAACUAGGCGUCUCCUUCGUUUCUCUCUUACGAGUCCGUUUUCACUCGCUGCAUGCGCUCCCCGAGGCUCCGGACAGUCGGAGUUCCUUUUCCUGUUUUCCCCCUCUAAACACGAAACCGAAACUUAUCGCUUCUUCCACGCAUUCCACUCUCUCUUUCUCUGUUUGCAGCUCCUCUCUCUCUAUGCUGUCGUCCAGCGAACUUCUGCCUCGCGGCCAGUCUCUGGGAACCUGAAAGUCUCUGUUUCGUCGACUUGAGUUCAACAGUCUGGAUGGGAAGUCCCUGAACAACGUCGCCUCGACUUGAAUUGUGAUCCUCAGAGUACAGGUCUGCGGGGAAGUGAGUGCGUAGCAAGUGUGGGGAAGAAUAGGAGCACUGGGGCCUUUGCAUCCGAUACAAAACCUCCCCUCUUCUCAAGAGGCAAAGUUGACUACGUCACUUCAUUGCCGCAGACGGUCGCAGUUCGUGGAGACUCUUCUGCCUCCGCGAGAGGACGCGUUCCUUGGAAAUCCUUCUUGGAGACACACUUCUGUUUUCAUCGGAAACGAAAAGGAAGAUCUGUUUCGCAGCUCUGGGAGUUCGGACGUCGCGCGAGCAUCAUGCGACGUGUCUCAACUUGGGGUCAGAUCGCGGUGCAUCAGUACAGUUAGUGGACGCUCUUUGAUUUUUGCGAGCAGAGGAGACUCUGUUCUGGGGGCCUCGGAAGGAGACAGACGUACCGGCGACUUGCUGGAGUUCUUCCUUGGCUGAGAGCGUUUUCUCGCAGCUGGAGAGUCUUCAAAGAAGUCCCGACCCCUGCCAAACCGCGUCGGCACCAUGUCGAAAAUGUUCGUCAAGUGCGAAACGAAGAGCAGCCGCGUCAAGGGGCUUGCUUUCCACCCUUCUCUCCAGUGGAUUCUCGCGGCUUUGCACAACGGCACAAUUCAACUAUGGGACUACCGGAUCGGUUCUUUGAUCGACAAGUUCGAGGAACAUGAAGGUCCGGUUCGAGGCAUCGAUUUCCACUCGUCUCAGCCGCUCUUUGUCAGUGGCGGCGACGACUACAAAGUGAAGCUAUGGUCGCUGACGACGAGGAAGUGCAUUUUCACUUUUCUCGGUCACCUUGACUACCUUCGUACGGUCUUCUUCCACCACAUUUAUCCGUGGGUCCUCUCUGCAAGCGAUGACCAGACAGUGCGGAUCUGGAACUGGCAGUCUCGCGCAUGCAUUGCCGUCCUAACGGGUCACAACCACUACGUGAUGAGCGCGUUGUUUCACCCGUUCGAAGACCUCGUCGUGUCUGCGUCGCUGGACCAGACGAUUCGCGUGUGGGACACUUCAGGCCUCCGAGAGAAGACCGGCGGAGCGGGAGGCGCGCAUGCACUCGGGACAGGAAGUUUCUCUGCGCCCGGCACCAGCAGACCCCAUGCGGAAAUGUUCACUGCCAACGACGCCGUCUGCAAAUUCGUGCUCGAGGGACAUGAACGGGGCGUCAACUGGGCGGCCUUCCACCCUUCCCUGCCGCUCAUCGCUUCCGCGGCCGACGACCGACUGAUCAAGCUGUGGAGGUACAAUGAUUCGAAGGCAUGGGAGGUGGACACGCUCCGCGGGCACUUCAACAACGUUUCCUGCUUGGUUUUUCACCCGCAAAGGGAGUUGUUGAUCAGCAACUCGGAGGAUCGAACGAUUCGUGUCUGGGAUGUGAGCAAGCGAAUCGGCGUCCACACCUUUCGUCGAGAAAACGACAGAUUUUGGAUCAUCGCAGCGCAUCGUUCCAGCAGCGCUCUGGCUGUCGGUCACGACUCGGGGAUGGUCGUUUUCAAGCUGCACACGGAGAGGCCUCCCAGCGCUCUGCAUUCGCGCUUCCACUUCUACUACGUCCGCGACCGAGUGCUUUGCUUCCGCGACCUCUUGCUUUCUCUCCAACUUUUCCAGAAGUCCGGCGAGGGGGGAAGAAAUGCCGCAGGCGCACACGCUGUGGCAGAAGUCUCCAUCUGUGAAGUUCGGCGUCCAGCGAAUGCCAUGACGGCAGGGCCGAAGCUUCUUCUUGUCAACUCGCUCAACACCACGGACCUCAAUGCCCUGGUCAUCUACGCAGACGGGGAGAACGGAUUUGCCUACGACCUGCUCGUCGGACCGCUACCUCAGGCGGGUCUGCCGUACCCCGGAGGCCUCGAUACUCACACCGGGUCGUGCCACUCAGUGGCAUUUGUGUCUCGCAAUCGCUUCGCAGUGAUCGACAAGGCAGGCGCCACAACGCUGGGAAUUUACAACAUGAACAACGAACUUUGCAAGAAAGUCGAUUUGCCGUGCGCGGUCGAUCGGCUGUUCUUCGGAGGGAACAAUCGCGUUAUUCUCAAAUCGGAGGACAAGCUGCGUUUCUUCGAAGUUCCGACACGUCGGGUGUAUCCGGAGGUUCAGUGUGGAGGAGGAGGCAUUCGCGCCGUUUUGCUUUCUCCAACGGGAGAGCAUGUGAUGGUUAUUUCGAAGCAUGCAUUGACGCUCUUGAAAUUCGCGCUCUCCGACAAUGGCACGACAGAAGCAUCCGGAGGCUUCGAGGUCGUCUGCGCUGUCCACGAGAAUAUUCGCAUCAAAGGAGGUGCUUGGGAUGAAGACAACGGCGCCUUUGUUUAUUCCACGCUCAGCCAUGUGAAGUAUCUGCUCCUUAAUGGAGACCGAGGCAUCAUCCACUGCCUGAAUGAGGCGAUAUACAUUUUCAAGGUCCAAAGAGGCAUGUACUACUACUUAGAUCGGUGUGCGUCCGUCCACGUAGAACCUCUGAAUUGUCAAGAGUAUCUCUUCAAACUCGCUCUCCAUCGCCGCCAGUUCGACCAGGUCGCUCUGUGUGUGCGGAACGGACAGCUGUGUGGCAAUGCGCUCAUCGCCUACUUGAAGAAGAAAGGCUAUCCAGAGGUUGCUCUCGAGUUUCUCACCGACAAAAGGGCAAGAUUUCACUUGGCCCUCGAAGUGGGCAGCAUGGACGACGCGCUGGCGGCGGCCCAGGAGAUCAACGACAAGAGUGCGUGGCAAUUGUUGGGUCGGACGGCACUGCAGCAGGGUCAUGCGUCGCUGGUGGAGGCGGCGUAUCAGAAGUUGAAGGAGUUCGAGAAAUUGUCUUUCCUCUACUUCAUCACGGGACAUGUCGGAAAGCUGCGCAAGAUGUUGCGGAUUGCGGAGCUCAGGAAGGACUACAUGAGCAAGUUUCACAAUGCCCUUCUGCUCGGAGAUGCUGAGGAGCGCGUCCAAGUGCUCGCAGACGUCGGACAACUCGCCCUCGCAGCGCUGACUGCGAAGACCUACGGUUUGACUGCGCUGUACGACCAGCUGCGAGACAGUGUGAAGGACAUGCCUCUCGACGAGUUCUCUCCCGCAGUGCCUCAACUCCUCAUGCCUCCGGUCCCCAUUCUCAGGUGCACCGAAGCAGAGAGUUCUGUGUGGCCGUCUGCAGCCUCAGAAAGCGCCUCUGUCUUUGACCAGGCGAUGCGAGCGACAGCAGGGAUGAAGCCCGAGGUGGCGGGUGCCCGGCUGUACAAAGAAAUGGUCGAGGGCGCUGCGUCGGCGGUAUGUACACCAGGCUCGGGAGCUCCAGGACCUGCGUGGGAAGAGGCCGACGGGCAGGACGGCUUCGAGGUGGAUUUCGGCGAAGUCGGCGGGGGCGACUGGAGCGACGGAAUUGAAUUGCCUCCGGACGACGCAGGCGCUGCUCCUCUUCUCGGUAUGGACGCGUCCGGGCGCAAGGAAGGACUCGGACGCGCUGACGCUGCGCAGUUGUCUCCAGACUCCGCGACCUUUGUGGCCAAGCGGGACUCCCCCCACACGCUGUGGGUCAAGGGAACGCCGCUCGUCGCGGACUUGGUCUCUGCAGGCGAGUUCGGUCUUGCCCUCGACACGCUGCAGAGGCGGGUCGCACUGCGGAAUCCGGCGCCGCUUCUGCCGAUCUUCUCUCGCGUUUAUCAGGCAACCUGGGCGGCUCUCCCAGGCCUCCCGUUUGCUCCUUCGCUGCCUCUUCCCCUCAGCGAGACCGGGAAGGACGGAGGAGCUCUGAAGCCUCAUCGCCUCGUUCUCCCGACCUCUCUCAUGGACGACCUCCGGGAGGCGCACAAACUCGUGACAGCGGGAAGAUUUCAAGAGGCUCUGGGGUCGUUCAGACAUGUCCUUCACUCGAUUCCUCUCGCUGUCGCCGGCAACGCAGAGGAAGAACAGCAGAUCCACGAAUUCAUCGAAAUCGCUCGCCACUACGUGACAGGCAUGAUUCUCGAGAUGGCUCGUCUGAGUCUCGGCGAGGCGGAUGUGUCUCGAAAUAUCGAGUUGGUUGCCUAUUUCGCAUGCUGCAAAAUGCAAGCGUCUCACCUGUUCUUAGUCCUUCGACGAGCAAUGAGCGUGGCGUGGAAGGCACAGAACUUCGUCACCACGGCGGCGUUCGCGCGUCGCCUCGUCAACGGGAAUUUCUUGGCAAUCAAAGGAGCGCAAGAAGAAAUUACAAAGGCUAAGAAAGUUCUCAUGCUUUGCGAGCAAAAGGGCACAGAUGCGUACGCCAUCAACUUCGAGCCCAGCGAAAGCGAGAACCUUCUUCUCUGCACCGUGACGCUGAAUCGGCUGGUUCCUGGGACGGCGACGACGAGAUGUCCUUUCUGCAAUGCAACAGCGAAGGUGGAAUUCUCGGGCAGGCUUUGUCCUGUUUGUGAAUUGUCUGAACUGGGAGCAAGAGUGGUAGGUCUGCAGUUCCAGGCAGCUGCGUAGAACGGGGAAGAGUUGAAAACUAGUCAAACAGCGUCAGGGAGACGGUUUCCGCGCGCGACGAAGAGCUCUCAAAGUUCGUACAUGACCAUACAGGAUUUCUCAACGAACAGCUACAGAUUCAAGCACUUCGUAUCGGACAUUCUUCCGACAGUGUGCAUGUUCAAAGAGUGGAGGGCAGAACCGUGAGCGAUUUGCAUCCAGAAUCCGGUGAAAGUAUCGGAUUCAGAGUCAUCGAUGCAGUCUCACAUGUGCAUCUAAAAAAUUAUCUAUACGUGUAUAUGUGUAGGAGUGUGUGUGCAAAUAUGUGUGUACCUGCUGGGGCGUGGAGGUGGGGAAUUUGUGGUGCAAGGCGAGGGGGUGGGGAGGGGGGUGGAAAGUGUGAGUUUGCGGACCACGCCGUUUGGUGGAUUUUUUCGCUUUCGGUGAGCAUCUGUCCCGAAUUGACA
This is a messenger RNA of Toxoplasma gondii ME49, 6016 nucleotides long. Its product is annotated as coatomer protein complex, subunit alpha, putative. The coding region runs from base 1668 to 5570 and encodes 1300 amino acids. Gene Ontology annotation, cellular component: COPI vesicle coat. Gene Ontology annotation, biological process: retrograde vesicle-mediated transport, Golgi to endoplasmic reticulum; intra-Golgi vesicle-mediated transport; intracellular protein transport. Lineage: Eukaryota; Apicomplexa; Conoidasida; Eucoccidiorida; Sarcocystidae. The transcript is spliced from 20 exons. The record is from RefSeq and is a predicted model, not a curated record. Gene Ontology annotation, molecular function: protein binding; structural molecule activity.